ACGAUGUGAGAUAAAUGUGGCAAAGAAAGAUCAUUGGUAUCGAAUCUUUAACUAGAAAGUGGCGCAAUGUUUCUAUGAGCUAUGAAGCAUGGCUUGCUGCCCGACCGAAGAGAAAUAUGGCUACGAAGACUGUCGAUUUGAAAAAGAUGUCGACGAAAAUUUUCAUUGUUCUAUCUGCUACAAUGUUCUUAAAAAACCAAGGACGUGUAGAAAUAAUGAUCACAUCUUUUGUCUUGCCUGCAUCACUCAACAUCUAAAGGUGAACUCUCAAACUUGUCCUGAAUGUAAUGAGCAUUUGAGCGUCGAUACGCUUCGUCGGCCGCGUGUGGUGAAUAACAUUUUGUCUAAACUAAAGAUAAAUUGUGAUCAUGCCAGUCGGGGAUGUCCUGAGUUUACCUGUCUUGAAGAUCUCAAAACUCACGUGGUGAAUUGUGGAUAUGCACCUGUGUUGUGUUCAAAUGCAGAGUGUGGUAUGGAGAUUAACAAGCAAGAUAAGGUCCAUCAUGAGACUGAAGUUUGUGAUUAUAGAAAAGUGACAUGUCAUGACUGUGGGCAGAUACAGGAAGAUGUCGGAACAUUGAAAGGAAGUUUAAUGGAACUGAAUGGGAAAGUGGAACACACAGUGAAUGGAAUAAAGAAGUUGGACGAAAAAGUGGAAGCAGCGAAGGAAAUGAAUAACGAAAUGAACGAAAAAGUGAAGGAAAUCAACGAAAAAGUGAAUGAAAUCAACAAGAAAGUGGAAGCAUCAGGUAGACAAACGAAGAAUGAAAUCGGGGAAGUUAAGAAAGAAGUCAAAGAUAUGGAGGACAACAUUUCUAAAGUGAACAAAGACGUGGACGAAGUCAAAGUCAUGAUGAUUCAAAUGUUAGAGAAGUUAAAUAUGCUUGAACUACUGAACAAACUGCCAUCUCCGACUGAGGGAAUGUUGAACACACCAAGAGAGGAUAUUUUGAUUGCAGGUGGAUAUGCAGGACCUUCACGUGUCCUUGGCAAAAGUGUGGAAAUAUAUUACUGGGAGAAAAAUGGUUGGUUUGAGGUGUCGCCAAUGAAUGACGACCAUAAAGAAGCUUCAUCAUUUAUCUAUAAAGAUCAGUUCUUUGUUGUCGGGGGAGAACGUAGUAGGACAAUAGAGACCUUGAAUUUUGAUGAAUUACCUUUGAAAUGGACGAAAUUUCUUGGGGAACUGCCUUAUAAAUGUGAGGGUCAUCAAACUGUUGUUUACCAGCAGAGUGUCAUUCACAUUGGUGGAUAUAAGUUGGGCAAAGGAUGGUCUAACGUGAUUAGUGAGUUGCAACUUACUUCACCUUGCAUUAUGAAAGAGUUGUGUCGAAUGCCUCAACCACGAGCAUAUCAUGGUGCUGAGGUAUUUGAAGAUAAAGUGCUGAUUUUAGGAGGAUUUUGCCCUGGUAUUAAGGUUACAGACAGUGUAUUGGAGUUUGACCCACAAAGAAAUAAAUGUAAAGUGAUGCCAAAAUUACCGUCUGCCUUGAAGAGAAUGGCGACAGUUCGCUGGAGGGAUGAAGUAAUUGUGCUUGGAGGUCGUGAUAAGGAUAACGAAGUUCUGAAUGAUGUUUUCAUGUACGACUCCAAGACAGGCAAGACCACAGCCUUACCAUCCAUGUUGGAGAAGAGAUAUAACUGUUGUGCAGUUAUUGCUGGAAAUACCAUUGUAGUGAUGGGAGGUAUGAAUGAGAAACGUCUCAGUUCAGUGGAGUGUUUUACAAUGGGAGGUUCUACAUGGGAGUAUCUUCCUGCCAUGAACAAACCAAGAUCCAGAGCUGUUGCUGAAGUUUUACCUUCUACACGAAAAUAUGUGUAAAUUGAACAUUGAGACAAUCAUAAGACGUUAAUUCAUAAUUAGGUAACGUUUUCGGGCACGAUUACAUGGUUCAGCUUUGCUGGGUUGAGGUAUGGGAUGAUUUUGAUUUAUUGAAAUAUUCCACGCAGUGGCGUGCUGGCAGGGGGGACCGGGAGGCCAUGCCCCCCCCCCCAGCUGGCAAUUCUUGCAGGGCGCAAAAAUGAAAAGGGGGCGCCGAUCCCACGCCGAGUUUUGAUAGUGGGUGGGAAAAAACGCAUUCGAAAAAAUAUAGUUACUUCCGCCGAGAAAAGAUGUAUUUAUAGGCUUAUAAACAGACUAAGCGCAUAGGCGACAAGGUGAUAUAUUAAAUUAUACGGACUAUUUUGUCUAACCGUAUUUGCUAAAUUGCUACCUCACGGCUCACACGAAAUCGUUCAUAUAGAAACAUGAACUGUGAUCACACGCAAUGUCUCAUCACCGGAAUAUUGGUCAGGUUUUGAAGCGAUCACGGGAAUCAUGCCCUUUUUUGCUGGUAUUAUAUGCCCUUCAUAGUAUUAUGCUUCACGAAUCACAAGAGCGGCGCAAAUUAGAUAGUUUAAGUUAUGAUAAUGUAAAGUUGUGUGCGCAAUUUAGUUGUUUGCGCUAGAAACAUCAUGAGUAAUGUGAGUAAUGAAAUAAUGCUGAAACGCGCCCUUUUGGCAGCCAGGCAGGGAAACCUUAAAAUGCAUAUGCGUGGGGUCCGUGUGUUAUUGUAUAAAAGAACUGUAUGUUGUAAAUGUAUUCAGAUCACUAGAUCAGUAGAGAAUAGAAUUGGGAUUAGAUUAAUCGCUGGAAGUUGUUAGCAUUACAUAAUAUAAGUACUACUACUACUAAAUUCAAACCAAAUUGCAAAUUUCGACACGUUAUAAUGCCGUUUCCUGACCAUCAGAUUUCUGUCAAAUCUUCCCUCAAAGUCCAGGAAUUGGCAUUUCAGAGACUCUAAAUUCAUUUUCCUGGGGGGCAUGCCCCCGGACCCCCCUAGACAAACCUCGCAUCUGCGGCGCUCGGCUCGUGCCUUCGGCCCUCGUUGAUCAAGUGAAACAUUAUAGGGGCGCAUAUUUGUCGACAGCCCACUGCCCCCCCCCAGAAAAAUAGUACCCAGCACGCCACUGAUUCCACGGUUUAUGAUUUGGAGAAAUGACAUCAAUUUCCCAAGAUAGUUUGCCAUGUAAUUGAUGCUGAACAACUAGCAAUUUACAGUCAUGACAAUUUCGUUAAACUACAGGUUUGAUCAAUUGCAUUCCAGCUCCUAAUAUUGUCGUUUGAUUUCAACUUUAAAAACGUUCUGACUUAUGUCGAUACAUUAAAACCAUCCUGCUUCAUCCUGAAUCACAUGUCAAUAACUGUAUAGUGAUGUUUAUGUUAGUUGAAUAUAUACAGAGAAUGUACGAAAUUAUAGCAAAGUCCAUUCUCCACAGCCUUUCUUAACAUGACAUCGCAAAUUUUAGGAGCCUAAAAUUUUCUUUGUAACAUCCGGCUGUGGUUUCGUUUAGAAAAAAUUAUUGCUUGUCCUAGAUUAUAUAAUUAUAGUAUCACGUAGUCAUG
Molecule: messenger RNA, 3382 nt
Organism: Paramuricea clavata
Lineage: Eukaryota; Metazoa; Cnidaria; Anthozoa; Malacalcyonacea; Plexauridae
Source: the annotation of a GenBank genome assembly